GACGAGGGAAACCACUUUCAUAUCAAGUGAUGGCGAGUGCAGAACUAACGCAUUAGCGAAGGAAUUGUCGCCAUUAAGGUGUGAACCCUUGUUUUGUAUAGUCAAAGAAGACAGUAUUUAUCAACAUUCACGGAUAACCAAAAAAAAAAAAAAAAGUACACACUGCAGAGUGUAUCAAGUGUUGUGAACAGAGUUAUCUACCAUCCUUCUCAGUUACAUCGUGUUUCAAGAGUGAAGAGAGUUUAGUAUUAUCACUAAUUUUCAAAAACAUUCAGGAAAAGAAAAUGAAUGGCGAUAAUUGAAAGGAAAUCUGUCAUCAGGAAACAAAUGUGCAGAUGGACGAACCCCCCUAGAACAACAUGUCCUUACACGAGGACCAUAACCUAAACUUUACUGAAAGGGAAAGUGAUUCUGAUAUUCUGUCCGAAGAGGUCAUUUUAAAUCGGAAAAAUGACGAAAAUGCCAUGUUAUUACUUCCGGUAAUUUGUUAUGUUUCUCUCUUGAUCAUCGUUGGAGGUAUUGGAAACAGCAUUGUAUUUUAUGUCUACAAAACCAAAAGUAAGUCAACAACGAAGAGAGUUUUCAUUUCCGUGUUGGCUGUAUUCGAUCUCAUGAACUGUCUAAUAGUGAUGCCUUUUGAAAUUUAUGACCUUAGAAAUCAGUACAAAUUCCUGUCAGAGGAAUUCUGCAAGUCUAUGAGAUUCGUGGAAUUCGCCAUUGUUCUUGCCGCCGGGUUCACACUUGUAGCUGUUGCUAUUGACAGGUACAUGAACUUGUGCGUGAGAAGUUCACGAAUUCUGUUCACGCCAAGGCGGGCCAAAAGAGCUUGCUUCAUCUGUGUGGGACUAAGUAUAGUAUUCUCCUGGCCGACCGUGAUGUUUGCGGGACUCGUAGUCUCGCCUGUGCGAGAGGCAAACGUGUCAAUCAAUGGUUUUGAAUGUUCCAGCUUUAGUGAUGAAUCCAUAAACGCAAGGAUAUAUCUUUACAUCCUGAAUAUAGUGUUUAUACUCUCUCUUGUGUUGAUGAUCAUCCUAUACAGCACGAUAGGCAUGACCUUGUAUCGAAGAAGGAAAGGGUCUGUUCACGACGGACUGAUUUUCAUGAAUGAUGCAUCGGAAUCUACAAAAAUCCAGAAGAGCCACUCGAACAUGAACGUGGAGCGUUGUGGAUUCGCUAUAGGGAAAAUGGGCGUUCGCAUGACAGGCUCAACGCUCAUUUUCUAUUCUGUUACAAUUGUGUUUAUUAUUGGAUUUCUGCCUCAUUUGAUAACGAGGGUCCUGAAGAUCACGCACACUGCCUUCGUGGAGGUUAAUAAUAGAGAUGGCGUAGAAGUGGCCUAUAAUAUGCUGAUAAGGUCGUAUAUGAUCAAUUCGGCAGCUAACCCUUUUAUUUACAGUAUUAUCCAUAAACGAUUUAGACAGGAAAUUGUCCGAACGUGCCGGAAAUGUGCGAGACUGUUCAGGACAGAUUGAAGGGUUUUGAAAUAUAAUCAAGUUGUCGAUGUGGGAAUUGUGAUAAAAUUGUGUACAAUGUAUAAUACAUGUAAUAGGUUUUUUUUUUGGUGUUUUUUUUUUUUAAUUUUGUACACUGAGACAUUAUCGUAUUGUAUUUUACUAGUUUAAGGUCAUGGGAUACCCAAAAAAAUCUGUUACAAAAUUUUGUAAAACUUUUUCUAAAUGUUUUGAUAUUGCUAAAAACUUAUAUUCACCAUAGAAUUUUCCUAUGAAACCACGCACCUUUAUUGUUUUGUAUUAUUCACAAAUCUUUACGCGAAAAUUCAAUGGAAAAAACAUGACACAAAACUUGAAUUUUUUAACAAAUAAACGAGCAUCUUUUCAUUGAUGCAUUUCACAUAUCGAUGACAGAUUUACAUUGUUAUUUCAUCAAAUAAUAUGAUUUUAUAACAAAGUUUAAGAAAUGCUGUGUUUACGUGAAUUCUCUAUUAUAUGAUAAAAAAAAACCCCCAAACAAUUUAAUUUGGUCAUUAAUGCAUUAAAUGCACCAAUAGAAGGACAUUUUGAAGGAUUUAAAUUUGUGAGUAUCCCAUGUCCUUAAUUUGAGGUCAUGUGAUGGAUUUUCAACCUGUUUUUCAAUAAAAUUUGAAACCAAGGUAAAAGCGAAAAUAUAAACGUCAUCAGACACAAAGUAAU
Ostrea edulis (European flat oyster) is the source of this 2150-nucleotide messenger RNA. RefSeq names its product growth hormone secretagogue receptor type 1-like. The coding region runs from base 360 to 1472 and encodes 370 amino acids. The transcript has 2 exons. Gene Ontology annotation, cellular component: plasma membrane. Gene Ontology annotation, molecular function: G protein-coupled receptor activity. Gene Ontology annotation, biological process: G protein-coupled receptor signaling pathway. NCBI's taxonomy places the organism in Eukaryota, Metazoa, Mollusca, Bivalvia, Ostreida, Ostreidae. The record is from RefSeq and is a predicted model, not a curated record.